UGUACUGACGCAAAACGAAAUGUAAUCUGUCAAGCUACAUUUGCUGGCCUUUUGUUUUAUUUUAUUGUAUCCAGUCCCAGGAAUAUGUUAACAGGGACACUUUUGCUUAUAUCAUAUGAUAUUAACACCAAUGUCGGUUGUUAAUUGAUGCCAUUAAUGGUUGUGGAUUGUUUGAGGGCAGCACAAAUUGCACAGCUACAGUAAGCUGCAGGUAUCCUUGCGCUUUUUUGUUGGUGUGGUGCACCUGUGUUAUAAAUAACUUCUGGUAAUUAAGAGGGAAUUUUUAAAUUGUAUUUUUUUCUUUUUUGUAAUGAUCUACAGCACCUAGUUACUUUAUUUAUCUGUCAGUACUGUAUCAACAUACUAUGUAUAAAUAAAUAUGCCGUUUAAAUAAACUGGUUUUCAUGUGUAAAGCCUUGAAAUGUAAUUUUUAAAAAAAAUACCUGUCUUCUGAUAUAUUUACGGAUAAUGUACCCAUCGUCAGCCCCGAACACUUCAACAUCAAUCCUGAAAAACCAAAUAUUUUCUAAUAUGGCCUUUAUGACACUUCCAUACAAAACAACCAGACUGCUAUAAAUAUAUUAGCCAUGUGCAUUAGUAUAGCACUGCUGUCUGUUUGACUGAAUCUGUUGCUAUGUUUGAAUAUGUGAAUACAUGUCCUGCAAUGGACUUCCCAAAAGGAGAUCAAAUCUGAGGUAGUGUUUUACAAUUCAUUUACAUGUUGUUACAAUAGACGGCUAAAUAGUUACCUACUAUUCCAAAUGUAUUUUUUAUGCGUUUGUUUAUUUCAAGACGAGUUAUUGCUUUGGGUAAUAAACAAUUCCCUGAGAUGAUGGACGUGUAAAGAACACUAGGACCCAGAGGAAGUUUCAGCUGAGGAAAUAGGAAUUAGGAGUCACUGUACAUCAUGUCCACUGUAUCAGUUGCUGUUCGCAGGCAUGUAUCUUUUAUUAUGAACUCCGGACAAAACUGAAAACAAACUGCAGUUUGUUUUUGGAAAAUUCGGCACAUUGAAAUGGAAUACGACAGUGUGUUAGAACAGCUGAUCCCAGAACUGAGUGUCCUGUUGAAACUGCUGGACCAUGAAUACCUGAGCACCACCACGAAAGAGAAGAAGACAGCAGUGAGCAACAUCCUGCAGAAACUCCAGCCAUCCUCCGUGAAUGGAACAGAUUACAUAUAUAUGAACACUACGGCUUAUGGGAAUGGGACUAGCUUUGUGGAAUCUUUAUUUGAAGAGAUCGCAGAUUGUAACAUUGGGACUCUCAAAGACGCUCCAGAGGAGAAGAAAGAGGAAAGCGAGGCAGAAGCCUCUGAGACAUCACCUUCCAAGACAAGUACAGCUGAUACACCUCCUCCACUGCCCACCACCCCACCUCCUGAGGAUUAUUAUGAGGAGGCAGUGCCCCUGGGUCCGGGCAAAGCACCUGAGUUUAUCACCUCAAGGAGCAGUUCCAGCCCACCAAACUCAAUAGAAGAUGGAUACUAUGAAGAUGCUGACAACAACUAUCCAAUCACCAGGAUUAAUGGGGAACAGAAGAACUCAUACAACGAUUCCGAUGCGAUGAGCAGCUCGUACGAGUCCUAUGACGAGGAGGAGGAGGAUGGGAAGGGACAGCAGCUGACGCACCAGUGGCCUUCAGAGGAGAACUCCAUGAACCUGGUGAAGGACUGCCGCAUCUGCGCCUUCCUUCUGCGCAAGAAGAGAUUCGGACAGUGGGCCAAGCAGUUCACUGUCAUCCGCGACAACAGGCUCCUGUGCUACAAAAGCUCCAAGGUUCAGAGCCCUUACAUGGACCUGGCCUUGAACAUGUGUAACGUUAUCUACGUUCCAAAAGACGGGCGACGUAAGAAACACGAGCUGCGCUUCUCUCUGCCUGGCUCUGAGGCCCUGGUGCUCGCGGUGCAGAGCAAGGAGCAGGCUGACGAGUGGCUCAAGGUGAUCAGAGAAGUCAGCAGCCAGUGUAAUGGGGUUCAUGGGUUAGAAGGAUCAACCUCACCGAUGAUUCUGCGGAAAAUAGAACUGGACAAGAGAUUAUCCGUGGAUAAACAGACCUCGGACUCGGACAGUGCAGUCACGGGAGACAAUAGCAGCCCGGUGAACAGGAGGGAAGGCAGGGAUCAUGUUAAAGGGAAGAGAAGUGGCCUGGCUGAAUUAAAGGGCUCCAUGAGCAGGGCAGCAGGGAGGAAGAUCACAAGGAUCAUCAGCUUCUCCAAGAAAAAGCCUACCACUGCUGAGGACACCCAGACAUCUUCCACUGAUGAGGACGUUCCAUGCUGUGGUUACCUGAACGUGCUUGUGAACCAGUGCUGGAAGGAGCGCUGGGUCUGUCUGAGAAGGAAUACUCUGUAUUUCCACAAGGACCAGUCGGACCAGCGAACCCACGUCAACGCUAUCGUGCUGCAGGGCUGUGAGGUGGCAACCGGACUAGGCCCCAAGCACCCCUUCGCUUUCCGACUGCUGCGCCACAGCCAUGAGGUGGCAGUCUUGGAGGCAAGCUGCUCUGAAGACAUGGGCCGGUGGCUGGGACUGCUUUUGGCUGGGACUGGAUCCUCCACAGAUCCGGAGUCUCUGCAUUAUGACUAUGUGGAUGUGGAAACCAUUGGCAACAUUGUCGACGCUGUCAGGCAUUCCUUCCUCUGGGCAACCUCUUCUUGCAGCCCUGGAGGAGUGAUUGACUCCAGGACGUAUGAUGAUGUACCCUACGAGCAAGUCCAGAUGGAAGAACAGAAGCGUCCCGCGGUGACUCCAGUAAAACGGCACUCAUCCUUCUCCAGUAAAGAGACCCACAAGAUAGACCCGCAGGUUAAGAUAAAACGCCACGGCUCAAAUGCCAACCAGUAUAGGUAUGGGAAGACCCGCGCUGAAGAAGAUGCAAAGAGAUACUUGAGUGAGAAGGAGAAGUUGGAAAAACAGAAGGAAGUGAUUCGAAAUGAACUGGUAGUGCUGCGCAAGGAGAGGAGAGAAGUGAAGGAGUCACUGAAAAGCACCACAGGUAAGAAAUCGAAAGCCCUGGAAGAGAAGAUUGCACAGUUGGAAGAGAAGUGUCGAGAGAAGGAAAGCCAGCGAGUGGAUCUGGAGCUCAGCCUGACGGAGGUGAAGGAGAACUUGAAGAAGUCAUUAGCGGGGGGAUCUCUUGGGGCAGCCGGGGACAACACGACUGGCUCACAGAGCUCAGGAACAAAAAGUGAGAGCAACUACGCAGAGCCUUACCUUCCAGUGAACUGUGCUUCAGAAAUCCGAAAGCGCACCCCGUCCAUCACUGCCUCAGGGAAAGGCAGUGUCAUGAAGAAGGCUAAGGAAUGGGAGAUGAAGAGAGGAACCUAAGUGACUGUGUGUCAUGUGGGCACUUCAAAACUGAGAGAGGUUUCAUUCAGCGUAGAGAGCAUUUUGAAAUGCAAAUUCAGAAUCUAUUCCAGUUUCAUCUUUUGCUAUUUUCAGAAUGCCUUAUGUCAUUUUGUAACAAAAGAAGGAAGACUGAUUAGUAUCUGCCAUGGUGUUUGUCAAUCAGUGGGAUUUCUAAGGGCAAGACGGACAAAAGGGUCUUUUAUAUAUAAAAAUAAUGCAGGACUUUCUUUAAUUGGUGUCCAGAUAUUUCAGCUACUCUUGCAUUGAAAUGUAAGAGAAGCAUGAUUUAUGAAUACAGGGUCCUAGAUUUCAAAGCUUGAUAGUGUACACUGAGCAAUUCCUCCCAGUGUAAGUUUGGAAAGUAAUUAAGUACAUUAAUUAAAUGAGUUAUGUAAACUUUAAUUGAGCAAAACCAAAGAGAACUUAUUUUGUUAAAUUGAAUAUAUUUCCUCAAACUUCACAUAUAUUUUGUAUUACAAAUUUUAAUUUGCCACUAUCUGUGAAUUUAAGAGUGUAAUUAAUAAUAAAAUAGCCUAGAGAUAGAGAGAAGAUAGAAACUAGGAAUUAGAUAUUUCAGCUGUGUGUGUCAAAAUGCACGCUGUACAUGUUUUUGACUGUAAGAAUGCUGUAAAAAAAAAAAAAAAGAUUGACAAUUGUUUUUAUUUAAUUUUUAUAGAAUUUACUGACCACUUUAGAUAAAAUCCAAGAGAUUUUCUUUUUUAAAAGUUUUUUCUUGCUUUGAUAUUUACAUUGAGUAUUAGUGUUCUUGUGUAUUUUAUAUUCAGACAGUAUGUCUUUAAGAUAAGUUUUUCUUAAAUACUAAGAAGCCAAAAGCCAGGUUGCAAAUUUUCCAUUCCAGGUUUUGGCUAAAUGUGAGGAUAACAGGAUAUAUAGACUUUCUAAAACUACUAAAAGGUGACGGGUAGAUCUGAACUGACCUAAUACUAAUACUAAUAUUGCAGUUGAAUACUUAAACUAAAGCUAGUUAGGACUUUCAACUGACUGCCAUCUGCUCUAUCAUAAAAAAACGGCAAGGGCACUUCAGAAAACUGAAAGCAUGGGUAUUCCUGGAAUUAUUUUAAAAAAAAAAUGCUCUCCAGACCUGCCAGAGUAUACAGAUAGGUUCCUAGACACAUGAAGGAACUAAACAGAGUAAAUGAAUUAACACAAAGGUGAAUUGAUAAAUUGAGUUUCACUGCUGGGGCCGUUUCAUGUAUGAAUCCAUUUCCAUAUUGAGUGCUUCAAAGUGCGUAGAUCUGGUAGAGGAGCUGUGAGCUCCAAGUCUCUGUUAACAGAAGUUCUUCUUACCCGGAUUCUUUCAGCUUUUCUACAUUGAACUGGUUUCUCUGUUUCAGUAACUUCUACUUGUUCAAAUGUAUGCACUUUAAAAGAUGUUUUCAAUAACUAGAGGUGGCGAUGGACCACCCAGCUUCCCUGUGUUGAUUCCUCUUGGAAACUGUUUACAAAUGUGAAAAUAAAAGAAGCAUUAUCUUUCCCUAA
Messenger RNA from Acipenser ruthenus (sterlet), 4849 nucleotides. RefSeq names its product actin filament-associated protein 1-like 1. NCBI's taxonomy places the organism in Eukaryota, Metazoa, Chordata, Actinopteri, Acipenseriformes, Acipenseridae. The transcript is spliced from 19 exons. Gene Ontology annotation, molecular function: SH3 domain binding. The record is from RefSeq and is a predicted model, not a curated record. Gene Ontology annotation, cellular component: cytosol. Bases 1016 to 3328 code for a protein of 770 amino acids.